GCGGAGGAGGUGUGGUGCGGCGCGCAGUGGGAGGCGGCGUGGCCACGGAGGGCGCGGCCGGUGGUGCUCGCCGGGGAAGACGCGGCCCCUGACCGCGCCGGAGCGGGCGCCGGGGAUUCCGGCGUGGGGCGUGCCAGGAGCCUGACGGACGACGACCUGGAGGAGCUCAAGGGGUGCGUGGAUCUGGGGUUCGGGUUCAGCUACAACGAGAUCCCCGAGCUGUGCGGCACCCUGCCCGCGCUCGAGCUCUGCUACUCCAUGAGCCAGCGGUUCUUGGACGAGCACCAGCCGCCGUCCAAGGCCGAGGAGUUGGCUCCGGAGCCGCCGGCGGUCGUGCCUCCUUCGCCGGCCCAACCCAUCCCCAACUGGAAGAUUUCCUGCCCUGGGGACAGCCCAGAUGAGGUGAAGGCGAGGCUCAAGUACUGGGCGCAGGCGGUGGCGUGCACCGUCAAGCUGUGCAGCUGAUCAACUGCACGGUCAAUCAAUCCUGCGGACGCAGGAAGACGAAGCCAACUCAUACUCGCAAGGCGGCAACCCAAUUCAUCAGGCGACCUAUGUGCACGAGAGCACGCCAUCUGCCCGAAUCGCGUGGAAAUUACAUUGCAUUGCAUCAAUUCAUCGCCAUCAUCACGACAAGCACAGGAAGGGUGCACGCAUCAUAUUGUGGACUUGGGAUUGCGCCUCUGAUGACAGGAAGCGAAGAAGCGAGCGAGGAGAUGUCACCGGCCAUUUCUAAUGCGGCACUCACACAUUAUGAUUUAGUAUGAAUCACUGAAUUUCCUUUCAAAAGAAAGUAUGAAUCCUUGAUCAGCAGCUGUAGCUAAUUUAUUCAUGUAAACAGACAACGUAUAAUGUGUUCUCAACCAAUUCAUUUUGGAAAUAAUAAUUGAUCUCGUGCUGA
Molecule: messenger RNA, 901 nt
Organism: Triticum aestivum (bread wheat)
Lineage: Eukaryota; Viridiplantae; Streptophyta; Magnoliopsida; Poales; Poaceae
Source: RefSeq, a predicted model, not a curated record